CUGGGCUCAGUUCGAGCAUUGCAUGUUGUUUUGUUGGUAUGCUGCACGCAGGCGAUCACGUUGUUUGCUCGGGCCACGUUUUCCCCUUGGCCAGGGGGUGCCAUGCGUUUCGCGGCAAGCGUCUCCAGCUAUGCAGCUCGCAGCUGCGCCGGCCCAGGGUCAAAUCGGCCAGGGGAUGGCCUAGCCUUGGCUCGCCAACCGUUGGCACUCCAGCGCUUCUUGCCCGCCGGAGGGGGUGCCAUGGAUCGCGGCCUCGCCUACAGCAGCAAGAUAUGCGCUCAGCGGGAGCAUGAGCGGAGGGCGGAGAUGCACAAGCACCGGCUCCGCAGCGUCAAGCCGAGCGUCGACACGUCGGAGCCCCGCACCUUCCAGCUGGCCCACAUCCACGGCAACCUGAAGAAGGAGCAGAUGCUCGAGGAGCGGUACACGGAGAUCGACCGCGAGAACCGAAUCUUGCUGCAGAAGAUGUCGAACAUCAUGAAGCAGCCGCUGUCCGCCAGAGGGCCUGGGCCUACGGCGCCUCGGGAACCGCGACGUCUGUCAGCGGGGCCUCGCAGUCUCCACAGCGACGCCCGCAAGAAGGAGCUGCUGCGUAUUACCAGAGAGAACCAAACCAUUCUGAAGCGGAUCCAACAGGCGCAGCCCGUCUACAACCACGUUGAGUGGGAAGGGAUGAACCGCCGAAACAUUGCGUACUUGAGGAACAGCGCGGAGUACCCGUUGGUGCUGCGCUCCGCACGGGGCAGGACAGCGGAGAUGAUGCGCUUGGACACGGUCGACCGGGGAGGCACCAUGAGCGCCAGGAGCGCGCCGCAGGAGUCGCCGGCCGUGCAGGCAGCGGACCAGGCCGAGAAUCCCAACAAGCUCGUGCUGAGCAAGAAGAUGGUCCUCGAAGUCGACGGGGCCGGCGCCUCAUCUGGUCUGAGCACUUUCGUCGUGGAGAUGAUGACGGAUGGGCGUUUGUUGCAGAUCUCGGCGCACGACGAGGACUCGCAGGUCUCCCUGGACCUCGCCGUGAGCGAGAAGAGCCACCGCAGGCUUUUCAGGGAGGCCGACGGGGAGUACUUCCGCAUUGCCCAAAAGCUACGAGUGCUCGGCGGGCGACUUGCGCUGGACGAGCCCGCCGACGCCCUGCCGCCGCUGCAGCCGGCACCGGCGCCGCCAGCGCCGCCGCAGCGGGCGUGGGCUGCGGCGGGGGAGGUGGACUCGGAGGCUGCGGCGACGGCGCCAAAGGCGAAGACUCCGACGCCGCCAUCGUCGAGGCCGGCGUCCAGGACCAGCGGCCCCGCGGGGUCCGACCUGCGCCCAGGGAGCCGCCAGUCGCAGGCGAGGCCCGCGUCGUCGCCCUCGGCGGCCACGGCGGAGGAGGACGACGAGCUGGACGCCAACGGCCUGUGCCGGGGCAUCCGCGGCGGCCUGCGCGCAGAGGCGUUCGCCCUCUCGAUCCCAUGUCAGUCCCUGGUGAUCUUGACCGGCAGCUCUGAGGCGUACCGUGGCCUGGCUGCUCCAGGGGCCCGCGCUGCGUGGGGAGCGGACCUGCAGGUGCUGCGGCUGGCCGCCCUCGGGGAGUUCAACAGGCUUGCGCCCUCGGCAGGUUUGCACGGCCCCUGCGCUCUGCAGCUCUGGGAUGCCUUAGAUCUGCUGCCCGCGGCACCUUCUCCGGACUCCACGUGGAGCCUGAGGCCCCUCGUGCGCCAGUCCGCCUCGGUGCACCCCGACGUUGCCCGCACGCUGCUUGAUCCCUCGCGGCCGCUUGCCGGCUGCGAAGUGACCAUCAACGUGCGAUUAUAUGCCAUAACCAGGUCUGCCAGACACCGCAUCCUGAAGGUCCCGCCGAACUCGUUCGCGCUUGCCGACUUGAUCAGCACGGGCACGUGGGCGCCCGGCCCCGCCCUCGCUGCGAUGCGACUUGCUGCCUGGGUCGCCGCAAAGGACGCAGCCAACGUCGCGCUCGCGGGCUUGAGGGUCUUUGCGGACGCGUGGCGCGAGCGCGCAAUGGAUUUCCUCCCCACUAGCGUUGUCGCAUCGGACCAAUGGGCCGCGUCGCUAUGGGAGCAGACGGAGUCCAUGCUGCGAUGCCUUAUGGCCGUCGACGCCGCCACAGUCAACGCCCAUGGCGAGCGCCUGCAGCGGCGCCGACGGCAGGUCUUGCAAGCGGCCAACGCAGCAGCGCGCCGAGGGCUGCACGCGGCCGCGGCCGUUACGCGCAGACCCCGCCUGCAGCGGACGCGCGCGGCAGACGCCGCUCAGGCACUCUUCCCGGAGAACCUUCACCGCACGAUCCGUCGGCACCGGCUGAGCGGCCAUCCGCACCCCCGCAGGCGCGUGGGACACCUUCGCCCGCUGUGCCGGUGGUGCUGCGAAGGCGGCGCUGGCCAGGUCUCGCACCGCCUGGAGUGCCGAGGCGCCUGGUUCGACUACACGUACAAGCCGCCCCCAGAAGUGGCCCAGGCCCUGGCCCGCGCCGCGGCCCAGCGCGCAAAGGUGUGCCCCGCGUACCCGGCGGGGCGGCCCCUAGGAAUCUCAGCCGCCAGGGCCGCUGACCUACGCAGGUGGCCUGGCAGCACGGGCAGGUCACCAGGCCCAGCGCGAGCCGCCCGUCUCACCAGGGCCCUGGCGGCGAUAUGGCGGCUGGCGCAGCGGCGGCCUCCUAAGUGCAACUUCGCUCUGCGCAGCAGCCUCUGA
Molecule: messenger RNA, 2685 nt
Organism: Prorocentrum cordatum
Lineage: Eukaryota; Dinophyceae; Prorocentrales; Prorocentraceae
Source: the annotation of a GenBank genome assembly